AUUGAUAUUCUAUGGACGAAAUUUUCGAUAUAAAAAUAUGGCUUGUCUCCCUCUCUACGUUAACCGCGCGCUUUUUCACCGUAUGAGAGCGAACUCUGUCAAAAUUAUUUAUUAUUUGUUUUCUGUUCGUCAAUAAUUUUACUCGACUUUGGGCUACAAAAAUAAUUUAAUUUGUGUUUUCUAAUGUAAGAUCAACAUUAUCUUGUAACAUCGUCUAAAUUUGACCAAUACGUUUUCUUUUCCAGAUAUUUUCUCCGUCAAUUGUCCCAGUAUUUCAAAACAAUGGCAUCCGAAGCGUCAUUAAAAAAACUCUGGGAGAGCAAAACCUUGUCGAGAGCGAAAUUACCCGACCUGAAACAAUAUCUCAAAUCCGUUGGUCUGCCCAUGAACGGUGACGCUGCCAAGCGAGUCAGUAUGUACAUGGACGUAAAAUUCAUGGAUCUCUUCGUCAUGCAAGAUGGUCAGAAGACCACCCCGUUCGAACUGAAGCAACCUGAGUUACGGAAAAUUGUGGCACAGCUCGGAAUGGACCCGACAGGCGAUAAAGACGAACUGCAUUCCAGUUUGAUUGAACAUUUGAAAGCAAAAGGUAAGACUAACGCUUCUGGUGAUGCCGCUGGCAGUAGUUCGGGAAGUAAUUCGAACGAACCACAAGGAAUCAUCGUUGCCAAGCAAAUAUUGGAAAUGCAAUCCGACUAUCAAUCCAUUUUGUCUGCAUCCGGAAUAAAUAUUACAACCGACUCUUCAGUGGCAACGAUGAGAAAAGCAUACCUCAAGCUUUCGCUGCUUAUACAUCCUGAUAAAUUGCAAAGCAUCUUCCCGGAUGCAACAAAGGCUUUUCAAUGUUUGGUCAAUGCGUAUGAAAGACUCUCUCAACCUGAACUCUUUCUGGAAGAGGAGGAAGAAGACAAAAAGAAAAAAGUGAUGCGAUCAAAUGACGACUGCCAUCGUACACAAGUAUUCUGUCCUCGUUGUAAAGCUGAGUGGGGAUUACCGGACAGCGGAGUGGAACCGUACGAUUACAAUUUCAUGAUGAUGGGACUAAAAACCUAUAAUUGUGCUCUCUGUCUCUUCGACUACGGAUGUAUGACCGCUAUCCACAAGUGCCCUUUCUGUCGAAAAGAAUUCGAAUAUCAUCCCGACGACUACCAUCGCAAAAUCAAAUGCUCGAAUGGCAAAUGCAACAAGCCAUUUGGAUUCUUCAUAUUUCACAUUUCCGAUCGUAGAGAGCGUGAAUAUCGUCAAGAGAUACGGGUGAAACGGGAGAAAAUCCUUAAAGAAAAGGAACAACUUGCUGAACGCGAGAGACGAGCACAGUCUCGACAAUCAAAAACUGAUCCGAAGGGCAAAGAGAAGCUGUUCGUAAUGAAUUUGUUGGACAAAUGCCCACGGUGCGGUGAGGAAUUGGAAGAAGACGGUUUAAACAUACGAUUCGAUCAUCUGAAAGGUUGCAAGGAUAAGGCGAAAAUAGCCGCUUACGAAAAGCGACUCAAGGAAGAGGAAGAAGUUGCUGAUGCGAAAAAGAAACUGCAAGAGAAGGAAGAGGAAGUACAAAACGUUCAGUCGUGGGAAUACUUGGGCGGAAAGACCACCGAAAUGUGGCUUCUAACUGAGAAACAGCUUCAAAAAAUGUGCGAAUCCUAUAAAUUGGAUAGCACCGGCAGUAAGGACGAGCUCAUAGCUAGAAUCGCACGGCAUCGUAAUUCGCUGGACUCCAAACGAAUGCUGACGCAAGGUGAGAGUGGCGACGAUGGCCCGGCAAAGAAGAGAAUGAAAAUAACGCUACAGGAUCUUCCGUCGAAUUUGGAGAGUAUGAGUGUCGCUCAGCUCAAAUGCGUUUGUGCAUCGUUCGGUAUUUCACCUCACAAAACCAAAUCAGCCAUCAUCGGGCAGCUGGAAAAGAUGGUGCAUGGAAAUGAAGAAUUUUUGCAGAUCACCGACGGAAAGAAGAAGAAAUAGUAGAGACGGGAAAUGAAACCUCUGGCAUUUAAGGUUUUUGAAAUAAAUUUGUUCGAUUAACAGAAAA
This is a messenger RNA of Bradysia coprophila, 2026 nucleotides long. RefSeq lists its product as uncharacterized. The record is from RefSeq and is a predicted model, not a curated record. Lineage: Eukaryota; Metazoa; Arthropoda; Insecta; Diptera; Sciaridae.